Messenger RNA from Manis javanica (Malayan pangolin), 2390 nucleotides. It is a transcript of the gene GLB1, whose product is annotated as galactosidase beta 1. Gene Ontology annotation, biological process: carbohydrate metabolic process. Gene Ontology annotation, molecular function: beta-galactosidase activity. The record is from RefSeq and is a predicted model, not a curated record. NCBI's taxonomy places the organism in Eukaryota, Metazoa, Chordata, Mammalia, Pholidota, Manidae.
GGUCCUCAGGCAAGUGACGCGGGCGGCUGGCCGGGGCGCCGACUGCGGAACCGAGAAGCUGGAGAGCGGACAUGUCGAGGGUCGCUCGCGUGCUCUUUGUGCUGCUGGCGCCGCUGCUGGUGGGAUCCACGCUUGGCUCACGCGCCUCCCAGAGGAUGUUCCAGAUCGACUACAGCCACAACCGCUUCCUCAAGGAUGGCCAGCCUUUCCGCUACAUCUCGGGAAGCAUUCACUACUUCCGCAUACCCAGCUUCUACUGGAAGGACCGGCUGCUGAAGAUGAAGAUGGCUGGGCUGAAUGCCAUCCAGACGUACGUGCCCUGGAACUUUCACGAGCCCCAGCCAGGUCAAUAUCAGUUUUCUGGAGAACACGAUGUGGAACAUUUUCUUCAGCUGGCACAUGAACUAGGACUGCUGGUUAUCCUGAGGCCUGGCCCCUACAUCUGUGCGGAGUGGGACAUGGGAGGUUUACCUGCUUGGCUAUUACAGAAAGAAUCUAUUAUUCUCCGUUCUACUGAUCCAGAUUACCUUGCAGCUGUGGGCAAGUGGUUGGGAGUCCUUCUGCCCAAACUGAAACCUCUCCUCUAUCAGAAUGGAGGCCCAAUCAUAACAGUGCAGGUAGAAAAUGAAUAUGGUGGCUACUUCACCUGUGACUAUGACUACCUGCGUUUCCUGCUUAAGAGCUUCCGCUGCCACCUGGGCAACGACGUGCUGCUCUUCACCACCGAUGGGGCCUGUAAAGAGUUCCUGAAGUGCGGGGCCCUGCAGGGGCUCUAUGCCACCGUGGACUUCGGGGCAGGUUCCAACAUCACGGCUGCUUUCCUGACCCAGAGGCAGAGUGAGCCCCAAGGACCCUUGGUCAAUUCCGAAUUCUACACCGGCUGGUUAGACCACUGGGGCCAACCUCACUCAACAGUCAAGACUGAAGUGGUAGCUUCGACCCUCUAUGAAAUACUUGCCUAUGGGGCAAGUGUGAACUUGUACAUGUUUAUAGGUGGGACCAACUUUGCCUAUUGGAAUGGAGCCAACACACCCUACCAACCUCAGCCCACCAGCUACGACUAUGAUGCCCCCCUGAGCGAGGCAGGGGACCUCACCAAGAAGUAUUUUGCUGUGCGAGACGUUAUUGGGAAGUUUGAAAAACUACCAGAAGGUCCUAUCCCUCCAUCUACACCAAAGUUUGCAUAUGGAAAAGUUGCUAUGAAAAAGUUAAAGACAGUGGAGGAAGCUCUGAAUAUUCUGUGUCCUGCUGGGCCCAUCAAAAGUCUCUAUCCUUUGACAUUUAUCAAGGUGAAACAGUAUUUUGGGUUUGUGCUCUACCGAACAACACUUCCUCAAGACUGCAGUAACCCCACGCCCCUCUCUUCACCCCUCAAUGGAGUCCACGACCGGGCCUAUGUCUCCGUGGAUGGGGUCCCCCAGGGAAUCCUUGCACGAGACACUGUUAUCACUCUGAACAUAAUGGGGAAAGCUGGAGCCACUCUGGACCUUCUGGUGGAGAACAUGGGGCGUGUGAACUAUGGCCACUAUAUCAAUGAUUUUAAGGGUCUUGUUUCUAACCUGACCCUUGGGGGUAAUAUCCUCAUGAACUGGACAGUCUUCCCGUUGGACGCUGACGAUGCAGUGCGCAGCUGCCUUGGGAGCUUGGAUGCCCGUGUUUCUGGCCACCACAACCAAGCUCCUGCCCGAAGAUCAUCUAACUACAUGCUCCCAGCCUUUUAUGUGGGGAACUUCUCUAUUCCCAGUGGGAUCCCAGACUUGCCCCAGGACACCUUUAUCCAGUUCCCUGGAUGGACGAAGGGUCAGGUGUGGAUUAACGGCUUUAACCUUGGCCGCUAUUGGCCAGCGCGGGGCCCCCAGAUGACCUUGUUUGUGCCACAGAACAUCCUGAAGACAUCGGCCCCAAACACCAUCGUAGUGCUGGAACUGGAGCAGGCGCCCUGCGGUGCUGGUGGCCCAGAGCUGUGUGCCUUGGAGUUCGUGGACAUGCCGGUCAUUGGGCAACUGACCCAGGACCGGCUCCCGCCAGACCCUGCCCGUAAAGACUCAUGACUGAACUGUGUGUGAUAGUAAAGACUGUGACGCUUGGGGUUCUAGCCUUGCACAAACCUCACCUGUCCACCUUCACUGGAAAACAGAUUUAGCUCACGCUUCCUCACCUGAGGUUUCCAUGCAGCUCUGCAGCGUGUGACCCACCGCCGGCAGGGGCCACCAUCUGGGACUGGGUGGCAGCGCAGUACUGCACAGAUCCAUCUGCGGAGUUGGAAGGGAAGCUGUAAAGGUGUCUCUGAUUUUUAUUUUGAAAGAAUCAUGCCUUUUUGUUAAAUACAUUUUAUAUUCAAACUUUUUAUUAUUAAGCAGUUAUUAAAUGAUAGGCCCUGACUGAGAUCA